This is a messenger RNA of Linum trigynum, 330 nucleotides long. Lineage: Eukaryota; Viridiplantae; Streptophyta; Magnoliopsida; Malpighiales; Linaceae. The record is from the annotation of a GenBank genome assembly.
AUGCUUCAGUAUGUUCCCUAUAUUGAAUACCAUAGUGUGGGCCUUCCAUAUGGUACCCUAGUCACCAAGUUUAUUGAGGCAUCUAGUGUUAGACUUGAUGAUUAUGUGUUCUCCAACUCCAAGUCUGCCAGCAUUACUGUGGCUCGUGUGAUGAAAUUAAGCAACACCUACAAUGCUCGCCGAGAUCGAAUUCAUGAUGCGGAGGAGGACGCACCAGACAAACAUCUUCGGAUUGGGGCAAGACCGUGUAAUAAUGUGCUUGAUGUUAUCCUCGACAGUGAUGAUGAAUCUAAUAGUGGUGAAGGUUUGUUUGUUAGUGAAUAUCGUUAG